Messenger RNA from Aspergillus mulundensis, 1104 nucleotides. Its product is annotated as putative GTP binding protein (Gtp1). Gene Ontology annotation, biological process: cytoplasmic translation. The transcript is spliced from 10 exons. Gene Ontology annotation, molecular function: GTP binding; GTPase activity. The coding region runs from base 1 to 1104 and encodes 367 amino acids. NCBI's taxonomy places the organism in Eukaryota, Fungi, Ascomycota, Eurotiomycetes, Eurotiales, Aspergillaceae. Gene Ontology annotation, cellular component: cytoplasm. The record is from RefSeq and is a predicted model, not a curated record.
AUGGUGAACAUCACGGAAAAGAUCAAAGAGAUUGAGGAUGAGAUGCGCAGGACGCAGAAGAACAAGGCCACAGAAUACCAUCUUGGUCUUCUCAAAGGAAAACUUGCCCGGUUAAGAGCGCAACUGCUCGAACCCACAGGAGGCUCUGGAGGCGGCGGCGCAGGCUUCGACGUCAGCAAGAGCGGUGAUGCGCGCGUUGCUCUAGUCGGAUUCCCGUCCGUCGGUAAAUCAACCUUCCUGAGCAAGAUCACCAAGACGAAGAGUGAGGCCGCCGCUUACUCAUUCACUACUCUCACUGCUAUCCCCGGUGUGCUGGAGUAUGGCGGCGCCGAGAUCCAGAUUCUUGAUCUCCCUGGUAUCAUCGAGGGUGCCUCUGAGGGUAAGGGGCGAGGGAGACAGGUUAUUUCUGCUGCCAAGACAAGUGAUCUGAUAUUGAUGGUCCUGGACGCCACUAAGAAGGCAGAACAGCGGGCCCUCCUCGAGGCGGAAUUGGAUGCUGUUGGUAUUCGGCUUAACAAGGAGCCCCCAAACAUCUACCUUAAAGCAAAGAAAGCAGGCGGCAUGAAAAUCACCUUCCAGACGCCACCCAAAUACCUCGACGAGAAGAUGAUCUACAACGUCCUCCGAGACUACAAGAUGCUCAACUGCGAGGUCCUAGUCCGUGACGAAUAUGCUACAAUUGACGACUUCAUCGACGUGAUCAUGAAGGACCACAGAAAAUACAUCCCCUGUCUCUACGUCUACAACAAAGUCGACAGCGUGAGCAUCGAAUUCCUCGACCAACUCGCGCGCGAACCCCACACAGCUGUCAUGAGCUGCGAGCUCGAUCUCGCCGUGCAAGACGUCGUAGACCGCAUCUGGAAAGAACUGCGCUUGAUGCGUGUAUACACAAAACGAAAGGGCAUCGAGCCUGACUUUAGCGAGGCGCUGAUUGUUCGAAGAGAUUCGACGAUUGAGGAUGUCUGUGACCAGAUUCAUCGGACACUGAAGGAAACGUUUAAAUAUGCGUUGGUUUGGGGUGCAAGUGCUAGACAUGUUCCACAGCGGGUGGGGUUGAGUCAUGUUGUGGCUGAUGAGGAUGUGGUUUCGAUUGUUGCCAAGUAG